CAAUAUUUUUACCCUAUCUCUGUCUUUCUCUCAUCAUUUGUUUUCCUUGUUUAUAUUAAUUCUUGACGAGUAAAGAAAAAAUAUGAGACGUCAAUUAAAUACAUUUUCAUCGUUUCUUCUUCAUAAUUAUAAUGUGUCUUAAUAUAAAGAAUAUAGAUAUUAUAUUCUCGGUUUUAUAAUCUAAUUCGUUAAAACGAGAAUUUUGCAAAACAUAGUAUACUUUGAUACAUGACGCGAGUGUUUUGACGCGAGGCACGACUCGGCGACAGCGCAGCAGUGGAAUUUCAACAAACGAAAACCUUUACAAUAGAGGGAAUAAAAAAGAAUUUUGAAUCAUUUUAUUAGAAAACAAUACUAUCGAAAAUUCGUUACUUAUCGAAUCUAUUCUCUCACUAUAUGUAAUCUUAUAAAAUAUUUUUAACGCAUAUAUUUAACUAUAAGUUAAUUAUUCAAAUAUUAACUAUUAUUUAAUACGAGGUAACAGGAACUUAAUAUGACAUAAUUUUAGUGAAAGAUUAUAAAGAAAAUAUUAUAUUAUAAAUAUUUUUAUAAAUAAAUAAAAAUAAUAAUAAUUAUAAUAUGUAUUAAGGCUCUUAAUUGGAAAAUCGCGGGAAACUACAAAGUCAUAUAAUGCCAUCUAUGUUUAUGAAUUUCAUUCAAUUCUCAAUACGGUAGGCUGCCUAUGAGCUACAAGAUUUCCUUCGAUGGCGGCGUUGUUGCUGUGUGUGAACCCCUACAGAGCUGGCUACGGGGCAGUCAAAUGUCUCGUAAAGGAACUCCCUCCGCUUGCAAGUCAAAACAAAUCCCGCGAAUCUUUCGUAAUCGACGAGGUUUGUGUUCGGUUCGCGGUUGGGCGCACGGAGAGGUUGGCAUUGUGGGUGGAUCGGUAGGUUACAACCAAUUAAAUUUGCUACCCGCUUCACCGGAUGAGGACAAAAGAGAGGAAACAAAUAAAAAAGAAAAACAGAUAACGAGGAGUGACGACGAGAGUGUACAGUAUCACGAAAGAGAGUGGAUUGAAAAUAACCAAGUGACGAACAGUGUUACAGGCGAAUCGAACGUUGACGUGAUCGGUAAAGCUGCCGAUGUCGAGACUGUAGCUGAUAUUGAGAAAUGGUUAAAAACGCGGACGGAAUCCGUGUCGAGCAUGGACCUCGACGCGAUCAAAUCUGGAGUCGAGGAGGGCGUCGACCGAUACCUGGGCGAGGAACUCCAGCACGCUUUUCUGGAAAAGGACCCUGACGGAUUAUCAAUCGACAUCGAUUUGUCUGACAAGAAACUCAAUUUAGGUUAUGAUCCUUUACUUCAUGAGCUCCAAAAUGAGAAGUUACUCGAUGAAAAAGAUAGCUUUAUACUACCAGAAUUUCAAUUGGAUCAUUUAGAUCCUUUGGCGUUAUCUCCCGAUGACAUGAUGGUUGCCGGUGAAAUUUUACCGUCAACGAGUGCUCAACCUACUUUAAGUGUCCCUAAUAGGGAUGACGAAGAAAUAUGUACAGAGACUGAACAAACUUCGCUUAUGAAGAAAGUUAUGAUCCCAGAUAAUCAGGAAUUGCGGAAUAAAUCUACACAAGUUGUUGUAGAUGAUUUUCAUAAUAUAAAUAACGUAAAUAAAGAAAUUGAAUUGCAAAAAAAUAAUAGUUUGUGUAAUGAUACUACGAAUCUCUAUGUGCAAGAUCUCAAUUCAGAAAAUACUAUACAUGAAUUGACAGAUACAAAACUGGUUGAUGGUGAUUCUGAAAAUGCUAUAAUUGAACAAUUAAAAACAAAAGCUAAGGUAAAACUAGAACCACGUAUUAUUAAGAAACGUAAAAAAAUAUCGGAAACAAUAGAAAAGAAAUUAGACAAUGAAAUAAAAAUAUCUGGAGAAGAUGCUGUAGAUACUGAAGAUAGCACAAUGGCUGUUGUAGCUAUAUCAACAGAUAAAAUUUCAAAUAUGACACAAAUUGUUAUAAAUACAGGUACUGAAGAACAGAUUUAUCAAGGAAAAACUUCUGAACUUAUAGAAGCUACAGGAAAUUUUCCAAAAUUACCAAAAAUUGAAACAUCAACUGUGUGGAAUGGAACAAUGGAACAUAGUACAGAAAAUCCUAGUAAUCAACAUGAAAUGGUGAUAUCUAAUGCUUUAGAAGAAUUAGGUAUUACAGAUGAUAAUCUACAACCAGUAUCUGUAAACGAAAAUGGAAAAAUAUGGCUUUGUCCACGUGAUGAUUGCAAUAGACAAUUUAGUAAACUUUAUGCUCUAAAAGGCCAUUUACUAGCACACUAUGGUGUAAGACCUUUCAAGUGUGAUUUUGAAGGAUGUGCUUGGGCAUUUUAUUCGGAAUUCAAACUCAAAAGACAUAAAGAAACACAUUUGAAACGUAAAGAUUAUGUUUGCGAGGUAGAAGGUUGUAAUCGUCGAUUUACUACAAUUUAUAAUUUAUGGAGUCAUGCAAAAUUGCAUAGUCGCCCAAAUAGAAUAUUAUGUCAAGUACCAGACUGCCAAGAAAAGUUUCAGACAAAAAGAGCCUUGGAACUACAUAUGAAGACUCAUGAUCAAAGUCAUGCUCCAUAUAUUUGUAAACAUGAAGGAUGUGGCAAAAGGUAUUAUAGUAGUAAUGCUUUGACAUCGCAUCAAAGAUGCCAUAGUUAUAAAGAAGUAGAUGUAAAAUGCUCGUGGCCAGGUUGUGGUAAAGUAUUUGAUAAGCCUUGUAGGCUAAAAGCACACAUACGUUCGCAUACUGGCUGUAAACCCUAUCUUUGUACAUUUCAAGGUUGCCAAUGGGCAUUUUCUUCCUCUAGUAAAUUAAAAAGACAUCAAAAGAAACACACUAAUGAACGGAAAUUUAUAUGUGAUGUUCCUUCAUGUGGGAAAGCAUUUAUGAGAUCAGAACAUCUUAAAGAACAUAGAUUAACGCAUAAAGAAGGAAGAUAUUUUCAAUGUUGUAUAUGUAAUGCGAAAUUUUCUGCGAAAAGUAGUUUGUAUGUUCAUAUAAAGAAGCAUCAAGUUAAAGAAGAAAUAGAGACAAAUACACACGAUAACAUCAGUAGUCAAAAACGGAGCAAAGUGAAAGAUAUACAAUGUUCCAGAGUAAAUCCGGUUGUGAAAUCAAAAAGAAAGUCAAUAGAUCUGAAUAUAAAUGUAGCUUGCCUGAAUACAUCUAUAAUAAAAGAAAAAACUGAAUAUAAUAACACAGUAAUUCAGGAUAGUAAUGAAAAUCAAAUUAAAAACGAUACAGUGCCUCCACGAGAUCAAUCUAAGACUUUAUAUCAUUGCCCAGUUGAAUCUUGUACACGUUCGUAUUCUACGAAAGCUACGCUUAGAGCACAUAUGUUAAAGAUACAUGGUACUCGUGUUGAAGAGUGCGAUAAAACAACUGGUAAAAUGUCUGGAGAUUCUGUGUGUAAUAUUGAUUACAUUUUAUACACUGCUCCUUCGGUAUCAAAACCUACAGAACAAAUGAUAAUGGUAGCACCUUAUGAUGCUGUUAUUUUCAGUACUUCAUCGAAAACAGAUCGUUCUCUUCCUGAACCAGAACCACCACCUCUUAAUAAUAUAGUAAAAACAUCAGAAUCUUCUUCAAAUAUUACUACACAUAAACAAUUAUCUAAUCAACAUAUGAAAAAAGAUCAAGGAUCUGCACGAACUGAUUUAACUUUUUCCGACGUGUGGAAAUUAAAAGCAAACGGUGCUGUGUUAGAUUCGGUUGUCGGAUCAUCCGAUGUUGUAGUAGGUACGAGUGAUUUAGAAGAAGGUUUAUUGCUCACAGAGGAAUUGCCUUCAAUGUAUUAUCAAGAUGAUGUAGUAGGAACAGAGUAUCAGGUACUAUUACUUGAUUCAGUACCAUCUGAAAAUACUAUAAAUCUGCGAGAACUUGAAUAAUAAGUGAGUGUAUUUUGAAAAUUGGUGAAAUAAGCUGAUCAUUGUUAUCUUUUAAUGUAGGAUAAGUUUUAAUAUGGUCUGUGAUCAAAGGCUUGCUUAGCCUUACAUUCAUUUAUACUACAGUCCAUAAUUGCUUCAAAUCGUUAUUUUAUUAAUAAAUUGUUGCUAUUUUUCCAAAAA
Molecule: messenger RNA, 4042 nt
Organism: Apis cerana (Asiatic honeybee)
Lineage: Eukaryota; Metazoa; Arthropoda; Insecta; Hymenoptera; Apidae
Product: zinc finger protein 184
Biological process (GO): regulation of transcription by RNA polymerase II
Cellular component (GO): nucleus
Source: RefSeq, a predicted model, not a curated record